GGCACCUGCUCUUGGGGCUCUGCGGUGCUGCACUCUCUCCGGGUGCAGUGGCUGGAGCGGCAGGUUCCUGGUUGCUUUCUCUCUCUCUUCCAGGGAGGAGCCACCAUGUGCUCUGAGACGGGCUCCAGGUACACCGGCAUGCUGCUGCUGCCCUUGGCCAUCGCUGCCAUCAUUGCCAACCUCCUGCUGUACUUUCCCAAUGGGCAGGUGCUGGAGCCUGCCAAGAUCACAGACUUGGUCUGGUUUUUCCAUGGCUUUCUUGGAGCUGGUCUCUUGGUCAUGGUGCCAGCACUAAUGCUGUUGAGAGGAGGUGGAGGAGGCUGCUGUGUCCACAGAUGUGGGAUGCUGUUCCCUGUGCUUCUGGCCACACAGGGCACAAUGGGGGCUGUGUACUGUGUGGUCAUUUCUUCACUGGGUUUGCUCAGUGGCCCCUUCUGUGACACAGGCAGUGGAAACUACACCUAUCCUUUCAGGAAUGACAGCCUGGAGGACAACUACUUGUUCAACCAGCCCACCUGGGCCACGUGCCAAGAGCCUGAGCAUAUCGUCCUGUGGAACGUGGUCUUGUUCUCCAUCCUCCUAGGGAUCGGCGUGGUCGAAGCAGUGCUUUGCCUUAGCCAAGUCAUCAGCGGACUCUGUGACGUCUACUGUGGUACCUGCAUCGGAAAAGGACAGGUGAACAUAACUGGUUUAUGA
Messenger RNA from Myotis myotis, 696 nucleotides. Its product is annotated as transmembrane 4 L6 family member 1-like. The transcript is spliced from 5 exons. The record is from RefSeq and is a predicted model, not a curated record. Gene Ontology annotation, cellular component: membrane. Lineage: Eukaryota; Metazoa; Chordata; Mammalia; Chiroptera; Vespertilionidae. Bases 106 to 696 code for a protein of 196 amino acids.